GGCCACAGGGAAAGAACUCUCGAAGCGAACCGAGUGGGUGGACUACAAAAACCGGCCCCUUCCGGUUUUGUAAUUCUAGCAAGAUGGCGGCACCCAGGGCGCCCCUGCACCUGAUGGCGCCAGUAUGGAACCGGGGUACCAGGGGCAUCCAUGGCCUAAGCAAGGCUGUGGCCCCAGAGGGCAGUCAGAGGAAGGGGAGGUCCCUGCUCCAGUUCCUGGCUGACCACUUCUAUGACGUGCAGGCCCUCAGGGAGUACCUGCUCCGAAAGCAGGUAUUGAAGGUGCACCAGAAAAAUCGGCCCUUCACCCACAUCAAGGAGCGCUUUGGUCCCCACGCCGCGGGUGCCUAUUUCAUCCUGAAGCAGGGCGGCGCAGUCAAGUUUCAGGGCAAGGAAUGGAUCCGGCCAAACACCCGCGGCCGCUUCUCUCUUGACUUCCUGACGUUCCCAGAGGUGCCUGUAGAGGCAGUCGAUGCCAGCGGCAGUGCCAUCAACUACCACGGCCUGGACAACCUCCUGGCCCUGAAGGAGCUCCAGUCCCUGUGGCUGCGGCACUGCCCCCACGUGGAUGACUGGUGUCUCAGCCGCCUCCACCCGCUGGCCAACUCAUUGCAGGAACUCUCGCUGGCCGGUUGUCCCCGAAUCUCUGAACGGGGCCUUGCCUGCCUCCACCACCUCCAGAACCUCCGCAGGCUGGACAUCUCCGACCUCCCUGCCGUGUCCAACCCGGGCCUCACGCAGAUCCUGGUGGAAGAGAUGUUGCCCAACUGUGAGGUUCUGGGGGCUGACUGGACCCAGGGCCUCAGGUUGGGGCCAGAGGAGCAGUCUCGGGACACAGCCAGCCCCAUCCCUGCCUAGCCCUCGGCCUGCCCCCCGUCAAGCUGGGCAUCAGUGGGGCCCCGUGGAGGGGCUGACAGUUCUCAGAGCUCUUUCCACAGGCUUCACUGGGUUCCAGCAGCCUCCCAGGCCCAGGGGAGAUGAGCAGCCCUAGGGGAGCCACACUCUAUGCCUCCUCCGGCCCUGUGACUUCCCCACACCUCCUCUCUCGAUUCCCCCACACCCAGUUCCUGCCAUGUCGGGAAACCCUGCUCUUGACUUGUCCCAAGCGUCUUCUCAGCGUAGCCUUGUUUGAAGAUGUUACUGCUCCCUGCCAGGACCCCCUCUGACACAGGGGUGCCACCAGCCCGGUUCCCUGUGGAACACCGCUCAGCUCUCCGCCAGCUCGCCAUCCCUGGACUCCACUUGCUGACGCCUGGCGUGCCCCACGGCCUCCAGUGUUGCCACUUACCCACUCACUGACUCCGCUCCAAAUCCAGCUUUCCUGUUUGCUCUGUGAAAACAGACCAUGGGCCUUUGAAACCGUUUUCCUAGGCCGAGUGACGUGCUGAAGUUUGUCGGUAGAGGGCGCCUGAGAGAGGACAGGAGAAAGGCCUUUGCUUUCGUGUGGGAGCUCUGCGUGCUCCCGGCUGAGCUCUCAAGCCUCCCCAGCAGGUGGUUCCUGAGGUGCCACCCCCAGCAGUCUUAGAGAGCCCCCGCCACUGAGGCACCUCCCUGCGAAGGGCUCUCCCUGCAACCCAGAACAGGGACUUCCAGGAAAUGCUGAGACACCUUAUCUGUGAGUCCCUGAUUUUAGUUCGCUGUUAAACGUCAACAAAUUCUUGACAUUAAACUUGACCUGUUCGAGUUA
This is a messenger RNA of Mustela erminea (ermine), 1686 nucleotides long. It is a transcript of the gene DMAC2, whose product is annotated as distal membrane arm assembly complex 2. Bases 84 to 857 code for a protein of 257 amino acids. The transcript is spliced from 7 exons. Lineage: Eukaryota; Metazoa; Chordata; Mammalia; Carnivora; Mustelidae. The record is from RefSeq and is a predicted model, not a curated record.